UGACACAUCGUCUGACCGACCCCUCGCAGCGAACUGAAUACUUUCCUCUUCUCCUCGGAAUUGACUCUUGGCAGACUUUUACCUUUUGAUCUUGUGUAUUCCCUUUGAGACCAAAGACAUAAACAAAAAAAAACUUGUUCGCAUGCGCGCACACACACAAUAAAAUCCUUACACAAUUGCACUCGAUCGACUCAUCCCCCUCGCCAUUUGACAACAUGGCGUCGGUGCUAUUGGCCGCUGGCACUGCCAGGAGCAUUGCGGCUAUCAUUAAAACACCACCGGUGAACGAAGCGGUCUCGGGUGUCUUUGGGAGCAUAAGUCUGACCGCAUGGAUCUGUCUACUGCUCCCUCAACUUAUAACAAACUACAAGACCAAGAGCGCCGAAGGACUAUCUAUGGCCUUCCUCAUAGUUUGGCUGUUAGGAGAUAUAGCCAAUUUGCUAGGCGCUCUCGCGACUAGACUUGCCCCUACGGCUGUUGCACUCGCCGUGUACUUUUGCUUCGCCGAUGUCGUCCUCAUUACCCAAUGUCUCUACUAUAACGCUCUGAACGCCCGCCGCGAGGCUCGCCUGAACGGAAACGGACAUGCAGAGACACAAAACACAGCCUCGAGGGUUGACGAGGACGAACCAGACGAGGAGGAGCCGCUGCUCAGUCGUCGACGCAGGUCCAGCUUGGCAGGUCUGCCAGGCUCGCAGAGACGCCGCUCGUCCAUGGCGCGCGACGUCUCCAACCUCGAUCCGCUGGCUCGAUGUAUCACAGGCGAAGACGAGACUCCAGAUGCUCACCCUUGGCUGCACAACGCUCUGAGCCUGGCAGCGGUCUACAUAGUUGGAACGGCCGGGUUCUUUGUGUCGUACGGCAUGGGCGCAUGGGGUGACAACGCAGAUGCUCCAGAAGUCCCAGAGGCGGGGGAUGCGGUUACAGCCUUUGGACUGACUAUGGGAUACGUCAGCGCUGCGCUUUAUUUGCUGGCGAGACUACCCCAAAUUUACAAAAAUUACAAGGAGAAGUCGUGUGAAGGUCUCGCCUUACUUUUCUUCAUGCUUUCCCUCACGGGCAACUUGACCUAUGGCGUUAGUCUGGUCGCAUACUCCCAAGAGAAAAGUUACAUUAUCAAGACAAUACCGUGGCUUCUCGGAUCGCUUGGAACAAUUGUCGAAGAUAUUGUCAUCUUCUUCCAGUUCCGACUCUACAGCGCCCCUAAAGAGUCAUCCAAAAUGUCCGAUGAAAACGAAAGCACGGCAUAAUACUUGAUUUACACACAUAAUCUCUUGUUUUCCCCGCCACCCUUCUCUCAACGAAUUAGAAUGUUUGCCUGGUUUCAACCGGCUGCAUGUUUGGAGAAAUAAACAAACAAAAAAAUCUCCAUCAAAGUCAUUCUGCAGUCAUUUGCGUUGUUUUCGUGGCAUCGAGUUUGAACUUUGUUUGCGCCAUAGAUUCCUCCAUUUGUGUUGGCCCUUGCGACUAUUAUCUUGGACUUUGGAAGUUUGGAACCGCGGCGAUUGAUCGACUCGUGACAUUAAACUAUGACGUGUUGAGCGCAAGAGAAUGACAGUAAAAGCCAGCUCCUGACUCCUGCAACAACGGGACGUUAUCGUUAUCGUCUGAUAGUAUUAUCAGAUGCCGAAGAGCUACUUCGCACAUAUGUCAGUCAUUCUGCACGUGCAUGCAUAUAUAUGCACGAGUGCAAUUCCUGGGGGCUUUGGCUUGGUGGAAUGAGACCCACCCCAGGUUCACGCAGAUUCUCCAGCCAUCAGUCUCUCGCCAGGGUCAGGGUAGUAUCAAGUAGCCCGUAUAGCUCAGUGGUAGAGCGCAUCACUCGUAUCUUGACGACAUGAUGAGGUCCUUAGUUCGAUCCUGGGUGCGGGCAUUUGUUUUUGAUUUUGGCUUAAUCGGGGCACUAUAGGUUGCAUUCCUGAUCCCUCUAUUUUGG
Pyricularia grisea is the source of this 1936-nucleotide messenger RNA. RefSeq lists its product as uncharacterized. Lineage: Eukaryota; Fungi; Ascomycota; Sordariomycetes; Magnaporthales; Pyriculariaceae. The transcript has 3 exons. The record is from RefSeq and is a predicted model, not a curated record. Gene Ontology annotation, cellular component: fungal-type vacuole membrane. Gene Ontology annotation, biological process: basic amino acid transmembrane export from vacuole. The coding region runs from base 216 to 1250 and encodes 344 amino acids.